AUGGCUAUCUUUGGUAAAAGUGUUUCAUUCCUAUGGGUGCUGAUCCUUGUACUGUCAUCUGCAAACAAUUGUAUGGUUUCGGCGGAUCUUGUGGUUAUUCAAGCCACAAAUCGUUUGGACAAUGGAAGUUUGGACUUAACCGUUGCAUGUCCGAAUAUUGAGAACAAAAGCUACCUUCUGCAUCCUGGUCAAUACCAUCAAUGGAUUAACAAUGCUGAUUCGUCUCCAUCAGGAGGGCCAUUUUUCAAGUGUUCCUUUGAAUGGAAAGGUGCAUCUCACAUCUUUAACAUGUAUAAUCCUUCUAGGGAUUUUGAUUGUGAAGAGUGUCAUUGGUAUAUCAAAGAAACUGGACCAUGUAGGGUCUAUGACCGUCCUAAUAAGCCUACGAUUUGCUCAAAUUGGGAUUCAUAA
Molecule: messenger RNA, 411 nt
Organism: Vigna radiata var. radiata (mung bean)
Lineage: Eukaryota; Viridiplantae; Streptophyta; Magnoliopsida; Fabales; Fabaceae
Product: S-protein homolog 3-like
Exons: 1
Coding region: 1-411 (136 amino acids)
Source: RefSeq, a predicted model, not a curated record